This is a messenger RNA of Puccinia graminis f. sp. tritici CRL 75-36-700-3, 4830 nucleotides long. RefSeq lists its product as uncharacterized. Gene Ontology annotation, biological process: siRNA processing. The record is from RefSeq and is a predicted model, not a curated record. The transcript is spliced from 8 exons. Gene Ontology annotation, molecular function: RNA-directed RNA polymerase activity. NCBI's taxonomy places the organism in Eukaryota, Fungi, Basidiomycota, Pucciniomycetes, Pucciniales, Pucciniaceae. Gene Ontology annotation, cellular component: nuclear RNA-directed RNA polymerase complex. Bases 520 to 4368 code for a protein of 1282 amino acids.
AAUGGACGAUCGAGAAUUCUCGACUCGACGAGUCGACAUGUACAUACAAUCGAGAAGCAAGGAAGUGUGUCGGCAGUUCGGGUCCAGACUGUAGAAUUCGGCAGCGAAGGAAGAGGAAGGAAGAGGACUAUCGGACUCGGAGUACGGGCCAAUGGACUGGCACAAAUAUAUCUAUGUUUGGCCGAUGGGUCGGAGAUUCGGAGAUGCGGCCCCAUUCUAAGAUGCCCUCCCACCCACACAGGUGACCCAGGUCAGUACAACGGGAAACAUCGGCCAUCGCUCCCCAACCAGUAUGAAUCCGUUCAACAUGAUCAGGCGUUGUUGAGGAGAAUAUCCGUCUAUCUAUCGUCAGGGGCCUGGCAUCAAAGUACCCCUUCUGAAAUAAGAAAGCCCUGGCUACAUAAGUCGGAUAGAUACUACAUAUCCCGGCCAUAGAAGUUAACUCACUUCAAAUAUCCCAGCAUCCAAGGGACGAAUGAAGGUGGUUUAGGUGUAGAACGAACUGAACCUUUACUCGAGAUGGAAAUCUCAAUCACAAACUACCCAAACCAAAUCAACGAAGAUGCUACUCGAUAUCGAUUGAUCGAGCUCAUCUCCAACAUCGCCCAUCAGCCACCUCUUCAUCAAGCUGGCGAGGAGCCCAUCAACUUCGAUCUGAGCUUCUUCGUAUUCGAUCCCACUCAAAACAGAGGCCGCAACAACAAACGCCACCCUCUCCGCCGACCCAGGCAAUCUGAUCUCUUGAACAAUCCGAUCCAUCAGUCAUGGAGGUUGACCUUCCCCAGUAUCGAAUUUGGGAAACGUUUCCUAGAGUUUGUCAGCAAGUCCUCCCCACAACAGUUUGGUUUCUCCUACAAGGUCGAAUUCGCUCAAGCGAAAACCCAUCUCAGUGGUAAAGGAGACAGCAAGAUCAAGGCCCCCACUCCGGCCUUGGUUCAAAAGCUCAAGGAAACCUCGUUUAUCUCGCCCUUAGAGGUGCGCAGGCUUGAUCUAGAGCGUCAAAAAUCAAUCCAUGACCGGAUCCAUCUAGCGUCAAUCGAAUUCGGUGGAUUGAGUGGCCAGGAUUACCUCUCGAAGGAUGCCUCGUUCAGAUCAGAAUAUCGGGUAUCCUUCUUCAAUCCGUUUGUUGACCAGAACGUAUUGAUCGACAAUCAACGGAAUCGUGACAAAGAUCCAGCUACGAUCGUUAUCGAUCACUCUUCUGCUCAGAUCACCGUCCUCCGGGUUCAUAAUAACGUCAUCGAUCAGUUCACAAUGAUUCAUUCCAAGAAUGUCAAACGAAUCGAAUCUCACUCAUCUUCAGUUUUGCUUUUCACCGAAUAUCCUCCUACCUUUCAUUCUGGUCCUCAUUUCAACAUUGAUGAUCUUAACUCGCUUGCAGCUAUGCUUAGUACUCAAAUAGUUAAGUCCCGUCAGAUCGGGUUUGACGCUGACCAGAGGCGUGUGAUUGCCUUUGCAUCACAUGUAAUCAAGUUGAAUUUUCCUAACGAGAAAGAAUGCGAAAAGUUCUUAAGCCAACGUUAUCGCUUCGUUCUACCAAGAGUCAUCCACCUUGAACGCGGUGUAGAGUCCAAUGCUGUCUACACUCCCACCAAUUUGGCUCAAGUCAACGCGACCAAUGCCCGUCUCGACUUGGCUGUCGCCUUUCAACUCGAUAGCUUGUUGUACAACUUGAUCUUGAACCCACUCCAAAUCAUUCAACUUGGAGGAUUGGUCAAGGACAUGGAACCCACCUUAGCUGAGCGAGUCUUGAUUCGAUUGGCCUCUGAUUUGAGCCAAGACCAAACUGGACAGCAGCAGAUCGAUCGACAAAAUCAAACCGUCUCCUUCUCUGACGAUCAACUCGUUCAGAAAUUUCAGGCCGCACGCGAAAGGUGUAGCUCGAAAUCAAAGAAGAACUUGUUCGAUCGACAAGAGCGUCUUGACAAUGUUUUCAAAUGUCGUUCCGUAACCAUCACCCCUACCACCCUGAUCCUCGAGGGCCCGUUACCUGAAGAGAGUAACAGUAUUCUCAGGUUGUACGACUACAAUAGCGCGUUCAUUCGUGUAGCUAUUCGCGACGAGGACGGCUCCAACUAUCAUCACGAUCGCGAGGUUGAUGGACGCACAUUCUUGAAACAACGUUAUCGCCCUUUCUUAGUCGAUGGCCUGUACGUUGCUGGACGCCGAUUCAUGUUUCUGGGAUAUUCCUCAUCAGCUUUGAAAUGCCAUCAGGCUUGGUUUGUCUGUCCAUUCGUCCAUAAGGGCGCAGUGAUGAGCGCUGAAAAGAUUCGAAGUCGUAUGGGAACUUUCUCACUAGUGAAUAGAAUACCAGCCCGUUAUAUGGCUCGAAUCGCUCAAGCCUUCACAACGACACAGAAGGCAGUCACAUUGGCCCCCUCUCAAUUGAGAAAGAUCCCCGAUGUCCAACGUAAUGGAUCCGUCUUCACCGAUGGAGUGGGUACCAUUUCCCCAUCUUUGGCCAGGCAGGUUGAGCAGGCUCUCUUGGGCACGAUGAUGGUCUUGAAGCGCCGGAAUGCAAUUAACUCUUCUUGCUACCAAAUCCGUCUCGGUGGUUAUAAAGGCAUGCUUUCGAUCGAUCCUACUCUUGCGGGGGAAAUUGUCGGAUUAAGGCCUUCGAUGAGCAAAUUCGACGCGGAUUCUUACACACUCGACAUUGCCAGCUCAUUCAGACGACCAUUACCAUCAUUCCUGAAUCGGCCACUAAUCAAGAUUCUCGAAGAUCUCAAAAUCCCCAGUCAUGUGUUCAUGACUGCCCAACAAAAGACCGUCCGGUCGAUCGAGCGCUCUCGUGAAUCGUUUCGACAAUCGGCGAAACUCAUGGAAAAAGCUGGAUUAGGCUUCUCGAGCAGCUUCCCCAAAAUCUUGAAACGCUUCUCGAGCUUGAUGCGCACGGAUAAUCCGGAUGAGGUCCGGUCUACCUUCAUCGAUGAUUGCUUGGACUUGGCUGUUAUCGAAUGCUUGCGCGACUUGAAAUAUCGUGCAAGGAUACCUCUCGAAGGCAGCUAUACCCUCGUCGGCGUCGCCGAUGAAGAAUUCUGCUUGCAAGAAGGCCAGAUUUACGCUUGCGUUCAAGAAAAGGGGAAGCCCAGAAAAUACUUGUCUGGGAAGAUAGCCAUCAGUAGAUCACCUUCCAUUCACCCUGGAGACGUUCAAGUUGUUCAUGCGAUAGGCAGGCCUCCGCCGGGAUCUGAGAAACUGGGCGCCCUGGUCAACUGUGUGGUCUUUUCAGUCAUAGGGAAAAGAUCUUUGCCAUCUUGUUUAGGUGGAGGUGACUUAGAUGGAGAUCUUUAUUCCCUGAUCACCGACCCACAGAUGAUCCCAUUCCAGAAAGAUAUCUGCAGCCCUGGCAGCUAUUCUCCAAUACAACCGAUACUCCUCCCACAGCCCUGCACCAUUCUUGAUGGAAUCGAGUUUUUCUUGGACUAUAUCUCCAGUGAUCUUGUUGGAAUAAUCGCCACUCGACACCUUCAGAUUGCAGAUCAGCAAACACUUGGCACCCUGCAUCCGGAUUGCUUGAAGUUGGCCGAGUUGCAUUCAAAAGCCGUCGAUUAUCCAAAGACUGGAGUUCCAGUCUCGAUCCAAGACUUACCAAAAGUGGAAUCUGCGAAACCUGACUUCAUGUGUCCAGAGUACAUGCUCAAUGUUCACAAGAAGGGCAAUGAGAGAUACUACGAGUCUGAUAAAGUAUUGGGAAGGUUAUUUCGAGCGAUCCCGUCGGAGCGAGUGGAGUUUUUUGAAUCUGGUCCAUCACAUGGACUUUUACCCCAAAGUAUCCCAGGGAGAAAUCGACGACAACGAACGCUAGAAGUAGAAGAAUUAGAUCGGAAUCGAAAGAUAACGCGAAGGCUCAAGAGUGUCUUACAGGCCCGUGGAAUGCCCGACUUUCCUGAUCCGCUCUGGAGGGACGAGUUUGAACGCUUACUGGAAGCCUUUGGUCAAGAAUUCUCAAAGAUCUGUCAACAAAACAGUUUGAACAAAACCAAGUCAAACUACGGUGUAUCGAGGUUGAGCGAGAUGGAAGCCAUCGUCGGUGUGAUCUUGAGCUCGUCGUCUGAUCGGAGACUCAAACGAGAAACGAUCGUCCGAUUGCAAGAUCAGACCAGUGAGCUCUUCGAUACUCUCAAACAUGAGAUCAUCGGAGAAGUCGAGGAUAUCUACAACGAUGAGAUCGAUGAUGACGAUGAUAGGACCAUCGAUAGGUUCAGCCUCGACGAACUCAGCCUGACCCAUGUCCCCAACCAAACCUUGGUCGCAAGGGCUCUCGCCGGCUGGUUCGUCGCCAUCGAGGCCGAUCAAUCUCUCUUCGGAAUCCAUAGCUUCGGCCUCGUCUGUUUGCAAAUCUUGUGCUCUGAACUCAGAGUCUAAACCUCAUCAAUUCAUUCCCAAUUGCUUCUUUGGUGAAACAUCUGUCUCAUUGUUCUUCUCCCCUUCCACAUGAUGUCCUGCUUCCGUGUCAGCUAUCCCUUCCAACUGAAUUCAAUGAACAAAAAAUGCGGGAGAAGAAUGCUUAAUGUCUACGAAAUCCAAAAAAAGAGAUCACAUUUCCCGCAUGCUGUUGCCUUGUAAUACCAUAUCUCAUGUACCCACACACACAAAUCAAUCUUCCUAUAAUCAUUUCCAACAUCACUCGUCUGUCUAUGAUAAAACAAUUAGCCUUAGUUCCGAUGAUUCAGUUGUAUCUGCAGAUUGAAUAAUGAGUAGCACAACAGUUUGUCAAGUGAAAUCCAUGUCUGACUAUAACUUCCAAGAUCUGGCUUGCUUGCUUGUUGGAAGCAACACUCAGCAAAUGAUCCUCAAAAUCAUAUCUGUCAGACCAGACAGUUGUGA